This is a messenger RNA of Grammomys surdaster, 2760 nucleotides long. It is a transcript of the gene Dars2, whose product is annotated as aspartyl-tRNA synthetase 2, mitochondrial. NCBI's taxonomy places the organism in Eukaryota, Metazoa, Chordata, Mammalia, Rodentia, Muridae. Gene Ontology annotation, cellular component: cytoplasm; mitochondrion. Gene Ontology annotation, biological process: aspartyl-tRNA aminoacylation. The coding region runs from base 129 to 2090 and encodes 653 amino acids. The record is from RefSeq and is a predicted model, not a curated record. Gene Ontology annotation, molecular function: ATP binding; nucleic acid binding; aspartate-tRNA ligase activity. The transcript has 17 exons.
GGUCUGGAAGCAUUUGCGUGGGAACUAGAAUUUUAAGGGUUCCUGAUAUUUCGAAAACCGAGUUUUGAGCACCACCACACCUGCAGCGUGGGAUUCGUGAUUGUCUCUACGGAUCCCGGGACUUCAACAUGUAUCUUGGUUCUUGGUUAAGUCGUCUAUGCAGGGGUUUAUCCAGACCCAUCGGAAAGACCAUGCAGCCAAUCUGGGGUUCUCUUUCCAGAAAUCUGGCUUUGAGUUCACAAAGAAUUCCAGAGUUCAGUAGCUUUGUUGCUCGGACCAACACGUGUGGAGAGUUGCGUUCUUCCCACUUAGGCCAAGAAGUCACUCUGUGUGGAUGGAUUCAGUACCGAAGGCAGAACACCUUCAUAGUUCUGAGAGAUUGCCACGGUCUUGUUCAAAUUCUCAUUCCCCAGGAUGAGUCAGCUGCAUCUAUGAGGAGGAUUUUGUGUGAAGCCCCUGUGGAGUCUGUGGUGAGAGUAUCUGGGACAGUAAUUUCCCGACCUCCGGGACAAGAGAAUCCGAAAAUGCCAACAGGUGAGAUUGAAAUCAAAGCUAAAACAGCCGAGCUCCUGAAUGCCUGCAAAAAGCUGCCCUUUGAAAUUAAAGACUUUGUGAAGAAAACAGAGGCCCUUCGUUUGCAGUAUCGGUACUUAGAUCUGCGCAGCUUCCAAAUGCAGUACAACCUGCGGCUGAGGUCACAGAUGGUCAUGAAAAUGCGGGAAUAUCUCUGUAAUCUGCACGGGUUUGUGGAUAUAGAAACCCCAACAUUGUUUAAGAGGACCCCCGGAGGUGCCAAGGAGUUUUUAGUACCAUCCAGGGAACCUGGAAAGUUUUAUUCUCUCCCUCAAAGUCCUCAGCAAUUUAAGCAGCUUCUGAUGGUUGGUGGUUUAGACAGGUAUUUUCAGGUCGCCCGGUGUUAUCGAGAUGAAGGCUCAAGACCGGAUAGACAGCCAGAGUUUACCCAGAUUGACAUAGAGAUGUCCUUUGUAGAGCAGACCGGUAUUCAGCGUUUAGUUGAGGGUUUGCUGCAGUAUUCCUGGCCUGAUGAUAAAGACCCUCUAGUGAUUCCUUUUCCUUCUAUGACUUUUGCUGAAGCAUUGGCCACCUAUGGAACUGAUAAGCCAGAUACUCGAUUUGGGAUGAAGAUUGUGGAUAUCAGUGAUAUGUUCAGAAACACAGAGAUCAGAUUUCUUCAGGAUGCACUGGCGCACCCUCAGGGAACUGUCAAAGCAAUAUGUGUUCAUGAAGGAGCAAAGUACUUAAGGAAGGAAGACAUUGAGUUCAUUAGAAAGUUUGCAGCUCACCAUUUCAGUCAGGAAGUCCUACCUAUAUUCCUGAAUGCCAAGAAGAACUGGAGUUCACCAUUUGCUAAAUUCAUAACGGAGGAGGAAAGACUGGAAUUAACCAGACUGAUGGAGAUACAAGAAGAAGACAUGGUGCUACUGACUGCUGGGGGACAUGAGAAAGCAUGCUCUCUGUUGGGAAAGUUACGGCUAGAGUGUGCAGACCUUUUGGAGAUGAGAGGAAUGGUGCUCCGAGACCCAGCAGUGUUCUCUUUCCUUUGGGUGGUUGACUUUCCACUCUUCCUUGCCAAGGAAGAGAGUCCCACAGAGCUGGAGUCAGCCCACCACCCAUUUACUGCUCCUCAUUCCAGUGACAUUCACCUCCUCUAUACUGAGCCGGAAAAGGUUCGUGGCCAACACUACGACUUGGUUUUAAAUGGCAAUGAGAUAGGAGGCGGUUCUGUCCGAAUUCAUGACGCACAGCUACAGAGGUACAUCCUGGAAACAUUGCUAAAGGAAGAUGUGAAAUUGCUUUCCCAUCUGCUUCAGGCUUUAGACUACGGGGCACCCCCACAUGGAGGAAUUGCCUUAGGGUUAGACAGACUGGUAUGUCUUGUCACGGGAGCACCCAGCAUCAGAGAUGUCAUAGCCUUCCCUAAAUCCUACCGAGGACAUGACCUUAUGAGCAAUGCUCCAGACUCUGUGUCUGCAGAAGAGCUGAAGCCAUACCAUAUCCACGUCUUAUGGCCAACAGACUCAGAAGAGGAGAGGGCAUCUGCUACACCUUCCAAACACUUGAGCUCUUAACUUUUGCCUUGUUUGCUUCCCCAAACCUAAAAUAAGAUCCAGACCUGCCACAGACUUUAGAAUAAGUUUCUGUGUAGAAGGAAUCAUUACCUAGUAAGAAACAGAAGCUACACAGUUCUGAUUUGGUCAUAUGUACCAUUAGAACUUUCUGUGGUUGGGAGUUCUAUGGAAGUUUUUUAAUUAGACAAUUGUUAAAAUGAAACAAAAAAUCUCUUUAUUGGAGUUUUUAGAUCUUCCUGUUUUCUAAGCAUGUUUCUAUACCCAGAUAAGUUAUUUAGGACGAGGAUAUGAAAUGCAAGAAAAUGACCGCCUCUGUAGAGCAGCCAGUUAAUACAGCAAGGUUUCAGUUCAUCUAGCCUCAUUAGAACCAAAUAAAGAAUGUUCUAAGUAGUAUAGUAGAAUAAAAAGAAAAAAGUACAAGUAACAGAAUCCUAUUGUGUUGCACCUUGAGCAAGUUACAAAUGUCUCUUAGCUACUCAUAUAAUGUGAAUGACACUUGUCCAGGACUCUUGUUGCCAGAAUCAUGAGGUAACAUUUGUGGGAGAUAUGUGAUUUGAAAUACUGUAAUGCAGGGCUGAAAAUACAGCUGUCUUAGUCACUGUUCUAUUGCUGUGAGGAAACAUCACAACCAAAGCAACUCUUAUAAAGAAAGCAUUUAAUUGGUGCUGGA